CUUUGUUCCUUGCAAGCCCUAUAUAUGCCAAGUGUCCUCCUAUUGAUUUUCAAACUCUGAUUAUCUUCUGGCAUCUUUAUCCCAAAGUUUCCUUGUGCCUUUUACUUUUAAUCUUGGUCUUUCAGUUGAGCUAUACGUCAUCAACAUGGACGUUAUACUCUUUGGUGACCAGACCGUCGACCCAAAGCAGUUCCUAACCAAGCUCCUGCGUCGAAAAGGCUCUCCUCUUUUAUCCUCAUUUCUAGAACAAGUGCAAGUCGCACUCCAAAUAGAAAUAUCAGUCCUGCCCGCAACAUGUCGCAAGAACUUGCCGGCAUUCUCCAACCUAGCAGAGCUCGUGGAGAGAUACCAUGCUGCAGAGCAACCCAACAUCGCGAUUGAAAGCACCCUCACAUGCCUGGCGCAACUAACUCACUUUAUUGGAUACUACGAGGAUUUCCCACUCGAAUACCCGCAGGCUCCGACCACACAUAUUCUGGGAGUAUGUACCGGCCUACUCGCAGCCUCUGCUGUUGCAUCAAGCCGUUCGUUGACCUCCCUCAUUCCCCUCGCUGUUCAAACCCUCCGCAUCGCUUUCCGUCUCGGCUCGAGAGUAGCAACUGUCGGACACCAGGUUGAGUCUCAAACGAGUAGACCUCAGUCGUGGUCGACCAUAGCCUUUGGGAUAAGCUCUGAAGAUGCUGAAAUUGCUCUUUUAGAGUUCAACGAGAACCAUGGCCUUUCACACUCGAAUCAACUCUACAUUAGCGCAGAAAGUUCCAUGUCAGUCACGGUCAGUGGAUCACCAUCUAUGCGACAGCUACUCUUCGGCACAUCGCUGCCGUUCCAGAAUCUCCAAAGUCGAGAAAUUCCAAUCCGAGGACCGUAUCAUGCACGCCACUUGUUCAGCCAAUCAGAUGUCGAUAAGAUCAUUGACACGGAUAUUGCUCACCAUCUCAACAAAUAUUCUUCAAUACACCGGUUAGUGGGAUUGUCAUCUUCCACGGCCCCCACGUCUACUGUUGAGCUCUUCCAGCAGGCUGUGAUGGAGGUUCUAACUCGACCCGUUCAAUGGGAGACGGCCGUCAAAAAUUGCGUUUCCGACAUCCGGUCAUCUGCUGUAUCUGGCGUCCGCGUCUUGGCGAUGGGUCCUACAGCCCUGUCGAACAGCCUCAUUUCUGCCCUCAAGGUUGGGGGUGGCCUCCAAAUAUCCCUAGAAGAUGGCGUUUCGUGGUUCACCCAGAACAGAAUUCCCAAGAGUGUCAGUGGUGACCUCAGAAAUUCCAAGAUCGCUAUCGUCGGUAUGGCUGGGCGCUUUCCCAACGCUGCAGAUCAUGAGGCAUACUGGAAAUUGCUCGAACAAGGACUUGAUGUCCAUCGAGAAAUUCCUCAGGAUAGGUUUGAUGCUCAAGCGCAUUGUGAUCCUACUGGAAAGGGUAGAAACAAGAGUCACACUCCAUUCGGGUGUUUCAUAGACAAACCAGGAUUGUUCGAUCCUAGAUUUUUCAACAUGUCCCCACGAGAAGCCACGCAAACCGACCCAAUGCAGCGAUUGGCACUAUCAACAGCAUACGAGGCCAUGGAGAUGUCUGGAUUUGUGACGGAUCGAACUCCAUCAACGAAGAGACACCGCAUCGGCACUUAUUAUGGACAGACUAGCGACGACUGGAGAGAAAUCAAUGCGGCACAAGACAUUGAUACCUACUUUAUUACUGGUGGUGUCAGAGCCUUUGGCCCCGGUAGAAUCAACUACCACUUCGGGUUUAGCGGGCCGUCUUUCAGCAUCGACACAGCGUGCUCGAGCAGCUUUGCGGCAAUUCAUUUGGCCUGCACAUCUUUGAGAGCUGGAGAUUGCGACACUGUUUUCACUGGUGGCAUGAACGUCCUGACGAACCCUGACAUUUUCUCUGGUCUUUCUAAAGGCCAGUUCCUAUCGAAGACUGGGUCUUGUAAAACUUAUGACGAUGGUGCUGACGGGUACUGCCGAGGUGACGGAGUCGUUACUCUAAUCUUGAAGAGGCUGGAUGAUGCUAUCCUCGACAAAGACCCAAUUCUUGGUGUCAUCAAUGGCAUUGCAACGAAUCACAGCGCGGACGCAGUGUCGAUCACUCAUCCUCAUGCUGGUGCUCAGAAGUUCUUGUUCCAGAAGGUCAUGGACGAGGCAGAGGUCGAUGUUCGGUCGGUCAAUUAUGUCGAAAUGCAUGGGACCGGAACUCAGGCAGGAGAUGGAGUUGAGAUGGAUUCGGUCUCCACCAUCUUCGCUCCUCCGCUAAACAGCAAAGUCAAGCGCCGCCCGGAUCAACCACUCUAUGUUGGCUCCGUCAAAGCCAACAUUGGUCACGGCGAGGCCGUCUCGGGAGCAUGUGCUCUGGUGAAGGUCCUAAUGAUGUUCCAGAAAAACAUGAUUCCACCACACUGUGGUAUCAAGACGAAGAUCAACCAAACAUUCCCCACAGAUCUGAAAGACCGACACCUCAACAUGGCAUUCAAGCCAACUCCAUUUUUACGACCUGCAGAUUCAACCCGAUACGUGUUCAUCAACAAUUUCAGUGCAGCCGGAGGAAAUACGGCAAUGCUCCUCGAGGAUGCCCCACAGAAGACCCCCUUGAAGCCAGACAGCCGCUCAAGUCACGUGAUAACAGUGACAGCGAAGUCUCUCUCUUCCUUCAAAGGGAACGUCAAGCGACUUCUGGUGUGGGCCAAGGACUUGUCAGAUUCAAGUCUUCCCAGCGUGGCAUACACUACAACAGCACGAAGAGCACACUACCAGUAUCGACUGGCGUUCGAAGCAAGGAACAUGCAGCAAGUUCGCGAGACGCUCAACUCCUUUGCCGAGGUCUCGCGGCAACCCAUCUCGAGCAAUAAGAAACCGAAAGUGGCAUUUGCUUUUACCGGACAAGGCUCCCAUUACAUUGGAAUGGGCAAGCAGCUUUUCAAGGAUGUUGCCCAGUUCCAUCAAGAUCUUGAGGAUUACGACCAAAUUGCUUGCAACCAUGGUUUCCCUUCAUUUAUUGGUCUUAUCGACGGUACGGUUCAAGACCUCACAGAUGUCUCUCCAGUUGUAACCCAGCUUGCCAUCGCAUGCAGCGAAAUGGCUCUGGCACAAUUAUGGAAGUCUUGGGGGCUCACACCUGCAGUGGUGAUUGGUCACUCACUGGGAGAAUAUGCUGCACUGCAAAUUGCUGGUGUUCUUUCGGCUCUCGACACUAUCCUUCUCGUGGGCCGUCGUGCGCAACUGUUGGUUGCGAACUGCGCUGUGGGAACUCACGGAAUGCUGGCCGUGCGUGCCAGCUUUUCCACUGUGGAAUCCCUCAUCUCUCACAUCCCAGUCGAGAAAGCCUGCAUCAAUGGACCAGAAGAACUCGUCUUCUCUGGAACCGUGGAUCAUAUCGAGCAACUGAGGGAGACGUUGGCAACGAACGGCUUCAAAGCCACGAAGCUCAAUGUGCCAUAUGCUUUCCACUCAGCACAAGUUGACACAAUCCUGGACGAAUUCAAGGCUGCUGCAAAGUCCGCCGUUUUCCACGCUCCGCAGAUUCCUGUUAUUUCCACGUACACUGGAUCCGUUGUCAAGGAGUCAAACAUCUUUGGCCCCGAAUAUCUUUCUCGUCAUUGCAGAGAGAGUGUCAACUUCCUGGGUGGUGUGACCUCAGCAAUGCAGAGUGGAAUUGUUGAUGAGCAGACUGUGUGGCUCGAGAUCGGGCCUCAUCCAGUGUGCUCCAACAUGAUCAAGAGCAUUCUUGGGAAAGAGACAACCGCUGUUGCAUGCCUGAACCGGAAUGAUGAUCCCUGGAAGACGAUCGCUUGCAGUCUGUCGACGCUCUUCAACGUGGGUGUUGACAUUGAUUGGUCGGAAUACCAUCACACCUUCAGUGAUUCGCACGAAGUCUUAUCGAUGCCAUCUUAUGCCUAUGACGACAAGGUCUACUGGAUUGACUACAAGGAGAACUGGACUCUGACGAAGGGCCAGAAAGUGGUACAAGAAGAAGUCAAGCCUAGCCUCUCAACUACCUCUGUACAAAAGAUCAUUCGGGAAAACAUUGAUGCCGAUACUGCUCUUGUGGUGGCUGAGUCGGAUCUCGCUGAGCCUUUGCUACGAAAAGUCAUCGAAGGUCAUCUGGUCAACGGUGUUGGCCUCUGCCCCUCGACUCUCUACGCCGACAUGGCUCUUACGCUCUGCGAUUAUGCAUACCGAACCGCGAGACCCCAGGGUGGCAAGCCAUUUGUCAACGUCGGCAACAUGGAGACACACAAACCUCUCGUUUUGAAUCUCGAAGGAAGCUCUCCCAGCCAACUUGUCCAAAUCGAGGCCAAGCUCGAUUUCACCAAAGGGCGGGGUGUCAUCAACUACCGAACUGUGACUCCUGAUGGGAAGCUCGUGGACCAGGCAAAAUGCGAUGUCACCUACGAAGACUCUGCAGCAUGGACAUCAGAAUGGGAGAGGCGAAAAUUCCUCGUCCAAACUCGAGUCGACAUGCUGAAGGCUGGCGGGAAAGGCAUCCACCAAAUCCAAAGGGGCCUUGCUUAUAAGUUGUUUUCUGCCCUUGUUCAGUACGAUGAUAAAUUCCGAGGCAUGGAAGAGGUCAUCAUGCACAGCGAUGGUCUGGAAGCAACCUCCAAAGUGGUUUUCCAGGCAACCAGCAAGGACGGAAAUUUCUUCUUGAGUCCAUACUUCAUCGACAGUCUUUGCCACAUUACCGGAUUCAUUAUGAAUGCCAACGAUGCUGUGGACUCCAAGAAAAACAUAUACAUUUCGCAUGGCUGGGAAUCUCUUCGUUUUGCUAAGAACAUUGACCAGGACAAGCAGUAUAGGUCUUACGUCAAGAUGCAACAUGUUCCUGGCGGAGGAAAGAUGGUUGCUGGUGAUGUGUAUGUCUUCGAUGAGGCAGAGGAGAUCGUUGCAGUUGCCGGUGGUGUGAAGUUCCAGUGUGUCCCCAAAGCACUUUUAGAUACUCUCCUGUCUAGCAAGAAAGCAACUCCUCGUCCAUCACCGGUUCCAGCAACUCAAGUCAAGCAACAGAGGACUUUGCAAACAACCACUAAAGCACGCACGUCGCAGCUCACAAGCAAGGGACCAAUUGAGUUGGAAGUCACCAAGAAGGCCAAGAAAGUAUCAACCCGGGUCGACACUCAGAUGACUGGCAAUCUCACAUCUAAGGCGCUUCUCAUCAUUGCAAACGAAGUUGGAUGUGAGAUCUCCGAACUUGCUGACCCAAUUGCACUUUCCGACCUCGGAAUUGACUCGCUCAUGUCCCUCAGCAUUUCAGGGAGGUUCCGCGAAGAGCUUGAACUCGAGUUCCAAAGCUCAGUCUUCAACGAGAUGGAAACAAUUGGCCAACUCAAAAGCUUCAUGCGAAAGUUCGAGACUGUCUCUGAAUCGCCUGCCACUUCUGGUUACUCCACUCCAGAGAUGAUGAACAGCGACGCCAGCGAUUAUUCCGAAUGCGAAUCUGAGCUUCCGGAACCUGAAGAUCCAGUGGUUCAAGACUUGGGUGAGACCGGUGCGGAUAGCGAUCUUGUCCACAUUAUCCGAUCAACCAUCGCAGAAGAGAUGGGUGUUGAGCUCGAAGAGAUCUCAGACAACACCGACCUGUCAACUAUGGGCAUGGACUCUCUGAUGAGUCUGAGCAUUCUCGGAGCAUUGAGAGAGAAGACAGGUCUCACGAUGCAUUCUGAUCUCCUUGUUGAGAAUACUUCGAUCGAGAUGAUCGAGACUUCCCUAGGUUUACGAACUGUUAAGACACGAACAACAGCCAAGAAAGGAUCGAGCAUCGAGGCAAAGGUUUCCGUCACAACACUCAAGCCUGCUGAAACAUGCUCCAGAUCCGCAUACCCACCUGCAACAUCAGUUCUCCUGCAAGGCAACCCGAAAACUGCAACCCGCACCCUCUUCAUCCUUCCAGAUGGCUCCGGCUCCGCAACAUCUUACACCACGAUUCCAGACAUUGCAGCUUCGUCCCUCAAAGUCUACGGCCUAAACUGCCCAUUCAUGACCAAGCCUGAGCAAUUUACCAUCGGUGUCCCUGGAGUCACCCAAAUCUACAUGACCGAGAUCCAACGCCGACAACCCAAAGGCCCGUACCUCCUCGCAGGAUGGUCAGCCGGUGGAGUCCUCGCCUACGAAAUGACCCGCCAACUCAUCGCCAAAGGCGAAAAAGUCGAGAAGCUCGUCCUCCUCGACUCCCCCUCCCCAGUCGGCUUGGAAGCCCUACCCCCAAUGUUCCACCAAUACUGCAAAGAAAUCGGGCUCCUCGGCACCGACUCCACGAUAAAGCUUCCCGAGUGGCUGCUUCCGCACUUCGCUGCCACUGUCCGCGAACUCACGAAUUACUCUGAGAGUCUCGGCGAUGCGAGUCAGAUUGACGUGAGCCAGAUGCCGACUACGGUCUGCAUCUGGGCGCGUGAUGGCAUUGUGCACAAGGAGACGGACAAGAGGCCAGACUGGGACCCGAGUGUCAGGAUGCCAAACUCGAUGCACUGGCUUGUUAACAACCGGUCGAAUUUGGGACCUUGCGGAUGGGAGAAGUUGGUGGGGAAUAAUGUCAAGUGCCUCAGUAUCCCUGGGAACCAUUUCACGAUGAUGAGAGCGCCUUUGACCAACGAUCUCGCUGCUUGUAUGAAAGAGGGCCUGGAACUCUAGAUGGAACAGGCCUGAAGGGCUAUGAUUGAUGAUCUUUUCACUUUUGUUAAUUCUCAUUUGCUUUUUAUUUCUAUAUUCUGGGUUUAGAUUUGGAUUUCUCGCUUUUGUAGCGCAGCGGCAUCUGCAAGGCAUGGCAACGGCAUUGAAUCUUAUACACACACCCUCCUUAGAGUAAUUUGUAGUAUCGUGUAUUCGUAUUCCAGAGGUACUUGGCUGACGUUUGAGAAUUUGGUUUUCAUAGCAAAAUAGAUUGGAAUUUUUUAUAUAUCCACGCUGCUUUCCUCGUCUCGUG
Molecule: messenger RNA, 6911 nt
Organism: Hyaloscypha bicolor E
Lineage: Eukaryota; Fungi; Ascomycota; Leotiomycetes; Helotiales; Hyaloscyphaceae
Product: ketoacyl-synt-domain-containing protein
Exons: 6
Coding region: 146-6619 (2157 amino acids)
Biological process (GO): fatty acid biosynthetic process
Molecular function (GO): 3-oxoacyl-[acyl-carrier-protein] synthase activity; fatty acid synthase activity
Source: RefSeq, a predicted model, not a curated record